Molecule: messenger RNA, 1572 nt
Organism: Doryrhamphus excisus (bluestripe pipefish)
Lineage: Eukaryota; Metazoa; Chordata; Actinopteri; Syngnathiformes; Syngnathidae
Product: 5-hydroxytryptamine receptor 3A
Biological process (GO): monoatomic ion transmembrane transport
Cellular component (GO): membrane
Molecular function (GO): extracellular ligand-gated monoatomic ion channel activity; transmembrane signaling receptor activity
Source: RefSeq, a predicted model, not a curated record
GUGUUCGCCGCCUCAUUGUUGGCUGCCGCUUACGUCAGCGCACGCUUUAUAAAGCUCACGCUACGUUCAAGGGAUGUAGCAGCCAUGUCUGCUUGGAGCACGCUCGCUCUCCUGGUCUUGGCUGCGUCCUGCGGCGCCGCCUUGGACUGCUCCUACGAGACUCUGCUCAGCCACCUGAAGCUCAGCUCCUCCAGUGACCUCCUGUCCACCAUGAGGCCCGUCAGAAACUGGACUGAAACCACCAGGGUGCGCUUGGACAUGCUGCUCUACGGCAUCAUCGACGUGGACGAGAAGUCCCAAACCCUCACGAGCCACGUGUGGAUCCAAAUGAUCUGGAAUAAUGACUUUCUCACUUGGAAUCCAUCUCAGUUCUGUGGGAUCGACAGGUUGGCUUUUCCCAAGUCCAAGCUCUGGGUCCCGGAUAUCAUCAUCCAGGAGGACACCUCGGACACGGGCAGCAUCACAGCCAGUUCGUUUGUGACGGUGUACUCCACCGGUAUGAUGCAAAUGUACAUUCGCCAGCGGCUGACCUCCACCUGCACCCUGGACCUUUACAACUUCCCCUUCGAUACGCAGAACUGCGAAUUCACCUUCCAAUCCAUGAACUUCAACGCUCAAAGUAUCAUGCUGGGGACCAUCAGCUCCGACGACUUCCUCAGCGACACCUCCGAGCAGAUCAUGGUGACCCGUGGGGAGUGGAAGCUGGAAUCCCUGGAGGCUGACAAAAAUAUGACGGGCCGGAACUCAAAAACGAGCCAACUGAUCUACCAGGUGAAAAUCUCCAGGAAGCCCAUGCUCUACAUCAUCAUCUUCAUCGUGCCGCUCUUAUGCCUGCUCUUCCUGGACUUGACGUCCUUCUUCAUCGACGAGGCCCGCGGUGAGAAGCUCAGCUUCAAAAUCACAGUGCUGCUGUCCAUCUCGGUCCUGCUGCUCAUUCUCAAGGACAUGCUGCCCUCCACCGAGGACAGCCUGCCGCUGAUUGCCAGCUACUGCAUCGGGGUCUUUGCCCUGGUGGGGUUCAGCGUGCUGGAGGCCAUGCUGGUGAGCUUCCUCAUCGACGUGGACAAGGCUAAGACGGCGCGGCGCCCCGACAACCCCCGCGUGGAGGUUGACGUUGCAGUGGAGAAGCAGAAAGAUCCUGUGAAGGACGUCGAUGGCGUGAAGCUCGCUGAAGCCCAGCGUCUUUCGGAGGGCGACCUGAUGAAGCUGCAGGAAAUCAGGGCAUGCCAGCGGGAAGUCGGAAAAGGGGACGGCGGCAAGCCAAAGCCCAGCUGCUACGGAAGAGCGGCUACAAUCAUAGACGCCGUGUACUUCUGCUUCUACGUUUGCACUGUUGGGAUUUUUAUUGCGAUGACGUAUGCCAAGUGGGCGCCACAGGGUUUUUUUGAUUGAGAGCGAUCCUAUAAUUAUAACAAUGUCACGUCUCACUCCCUGUUGUCCUGCUCGUUGAUCUAGGUGAUUGUUUUUUUUUAUAUAAAGGUGAUUUGUUCCAUACAUAAUGUUUGGACUGGUACAUGCUUGUCAUUAGGCUCCGCCUGCAACAGGGAGGAAGAAAUGUUUUAAAUAAAUAAA